AAUACACCAAUUACAAUGUUUUAUUUAAUCGUGCUAUCGUUGCUUGCGAGUGUGCUGUCUGCGAGGGAGCCGAAGCAGAUAAAUAUAGCGAAUCAAGGCACAAUAGCUGGGAUGUACAUCACCCGGUUUCGGACUAAAAGAAUAGCAGCGUACCUCGGAAUUCCUUACGCUCAGCCUCCCAUAGAAUUCCGCAGGUUCAGCCCACCGGAGUACACAGACCUGCCGCAAUGGGAAGGGGUCAGGAACGCGACAUUGUUCGCUCCCGAUUGCAUGCAGAACGAUCCCAAAAAGGAGGAUGUACAGAACCCUUUGAGUAGACACGAUGAAUUAUUCACGAAGUUACUAGAGUCGCAGAUGGAGGAGCCUAGGAAGAAGGAGUACUCAGAAGAUUGUCUGUAUUUGAACGUGUAUGUACCAGAUGAUGUGAAAGUGGAAGGUUACCCCACCAUGGUAUGGUUUCAUGGGGGUAAUUUCGUUCGGGGAAGUCCAAAUUACAUUAAUCCUUUUCACCUGGUACUCAAACAAAAGGUAAUAUUUGUUUCAGUGGCGUACCGCUUGAAUAUAUUCGGAUUUUUCUCUACGCUAGAUAACGAAGCGCCCGGCAAUUUCGGCUUAUUAGACCAGGUCGCUGCAUUAAAUUGGGUUAAGAACAACAUUGAAAGUUUUGGAGGUGAUCCCGAAAAUGUCUGUAUAUUUGGUCACGACGCGGGUGCUGUGAGCGUUGGACUUCAUUUGAUUUCGUCUUAUUCCUCGGGACUUUUCCAGAAAGCUAUAGCUAUGAGUGGCAAUGUUCUGUCUCCUGACACCGUCAACAUCGCAAGAAAAGAACUGAUUACAGUCGACAAGGUUGCAAACGCAUUUAGUUGCUUCCGAAAACCCACAUAUCAAUUACUGGAUUGUCUUAGACGGGUUAAUUAUCAAGCGCUAUUGGAUAUCGGGGAACCGCUAGCUGACUGGAAACCUUUAGUCGAUAACGGUUUCAGCAAUAUAUCUCUUCCAUUUCUCACAGAUCUUCCAAGCAAAAUGUUCAAAGAGGGAAUAUUCAGUCCCGUACCAAUAUUGACUGGCUUUACUAACAUGGAAGAUGCUUUACUGCUCGAUAAAGAUGGUAAUGAAGAUUCAGGGAUAAGUCAAAGAGAGUUCGAUGUAAUGCGGGAAGAAGUUAUUCUUUCUGAUAUAACAGUUGAUAACAGUUCAUGUUUUACAAACCAACAUCACAUACAGGAGGCAGUUGCAUUUUUUUACAAGCCAAUUCCACCAACCAAGAACGAGACUGUUUUGAGAAAAUUGUUUCUGGAGUUCUACACUGAUAAAGUGUACGGAGCCACGACUUACCAGCUUGCAAAGUAUAUAAGUAAACAUGCUCCAGUGUAUCUAUAUCGUUUCGAUUUAAAGCCCUUUUCAGAUGUAGCUAACGACGGCAUCCCGGAUUGGGUAGCAGUCCCUCAUAAUUUCGAUUUAAUUUUUACAUUUGGUUUACCCCAUUUGGCAUUGCCGGAAGAUUUGACGAAAUGGGAUUACAGAGACAAAAGCAUAUCGGAAAUUGUUAUGAAAAUGUGGUCGAACUUCGUUUGGUUCUCUAAUCCCACGAAUUCGGGCGUGAUCAUUCAAUGGGAUCCUUUUGAAGAAGAGAAGCCAGGUUUCUUUAUAAUAGACAGGCAAAAUUUUACAAUGAGCACAGCGCAGACGGUGAAUUACAAAGCGUUUGAAUUUUGGACGGAUUUUUAUCCCAAAGUUGUUGAAAUAGGUACAAAAUGCUGCAAAGAAAAUAUGUUUUUGUGGAAGACGGUAUGUCUGCUGGUGACAGUGAAUUUGGUGGCGGGUCAACGACCUACCUUCGCAGGAUUCAGGCCGAUCGGUUUUCCAGAGCUAGAGAACAAAACGAGUGAAGACGACCUCGGUAACAGAUUUGGUGAUGAUGGUACACCGCUGCCUUUACCCAUAGAAGCCAAAGGCGAUGUAGAAUUAGUCAAAAGAAUCAGCAAGUUACCAGUCGAUAAGCAGCCCUUCUGGUACAUAAAUUGGAAGGCUCUAGAAGAAAGCCGCCGCAAUCCACAGACCUACGAACAAAGGCCUAACCCAUUCAUCCCAUUCGACCCAUCUUCGAGUAACCCAUCCAAUGCAAAUGUCAACAUUCAACCAAAUAAUCAGUCGAACGAUUUGACAUCUAAAUUCGGCACCGUUAAUGAUAAUAAUCAGCCUAAAACAGAAAAUCAAACUAAGCAAACUCCGUCGCAACAACCGAGUCAAACAAGUUCUUAUAAACAAUAUAGGUACAGAUCAUAUAGAGGAUAUUAAUUUGAUGGGAAAUAUUCAGAUAUGUAUGUGUUAAAUCUUGCUGCUAUUAUUAUGUUGUAUAAAUGGACGAUGCUUUUAAUUGCAUUACGUAAUCUUCAUUAGUGAUAUCCGUCUAUUGUAAACACUAUAAAUUUACCUUGUAUACCUAUUAUCUCAAUUGGUAUUAAAACAGGACUUAUUACGUUCCGAAGGAAUGGUUUAUGUAUUGUGUGUAUGUCAAUCAUUGUAUUCUUAAUACUUAAUAAAAAUUUUCUCGUA
Messenger RNA from Zerene cesonia (dogface butterfly), 2556 nucleotides. RefSeq names its product carboxylesterase 1E-like. The record is from RefSeq and is a predicted model, not a curated record. Gene Ontology annotation, biological process: modulation of chemical synaptic transmission; presynaptic membrane assembly; synaptic vesicle endocytosis. The coding region runs from base 16 to 2298 and encodes 760 amino acids. Gene Ontology annotation, cellular component: cell surface; postsynaptic membrane; synapse. Lineage: Eukaryota; Metazoa; Arthropoda; Insecta; Lepidoptera; Pieridae. Gene Ontology annotation, molecular function: signaling receptor activity; neurexin family protein binding. The transcript has 5 exons.